This is a messenger RNA of Sugiyamaella lignohabitans, 336 nucleotides long. RefSeq lists its product as uncharacterized. Lineage: Eukaryota; Fungi; Ascomycota; Dipodascomycetes; Dipodascales; Trichomonascaceae. Bases 1 to 336 code for a protein of 111 amino acids. Gene Ontology annotation, molecular function: protein folding chaperone. The record is from RefSeq and is a predicted model, not a curated record. The transcript has a single exon. Gene Ontology annotation, cellular component: cytoplasm; prefoldin complex. Gene Ontology annotation, biological process: protein folding.
AUGGCUGAGGUGGAAGAGAAAUACGCUCGCACCCAGGCUGAUUUGCAAUUAGUUCACUCUCAAAUCGGAUCCAAGAAGAGAGAGAUUAAACUCAUUGAGGCAACUACUGCUCAAUUAAAGGAACAAGUAUCUGAUCCAGAAAGUACGACUGUGUGGAAAGGCAUUGGUAAAAUGUUUGUUGCAACCGAUGCUGGAGUUUACACUAGGUCACUUGAAAAGGAAAAGAAAGACGUAGAAGAGCAGAUUUCUGCUCUUGGAAAAAAGCAGCAAUACCUUGAGAAUACGUUUAAAAAUGUCAAUAAUGCGAUCAGCGAGCUAAUGAGCCGUAGUAAUUAA